Molecule: messenger RNA, 780 nt
Organism: Durusdinium trenchii
Lineage: Eukaryota; Dinophyceae; Suessiales; Symbiodiniaceae
Source: the annotation of a GenBank genome assembly
AUGGCUUUUGCUUCGCUUACUUUGUUGCCUUCCAUCAGACUGACAGCACUGAUCAGCUUGACUGCUCUUUCCAGUGCCUCUCAAUGUCCGCAGAGCUUCAAUGCAAUUUUCGCGGACAUGCAUGAUGGUGACCAGAAAGAGGUGACAGUCGAUGGGGCAGCCCUGGAGAUUAAGCCGCAUGGGAACAACCAAACUUGGCGUGUGACUGCGGCGCUUGCCGAGAGUUGCACUGCCCUCAUCGAUUUCAAUGUGCCUGGAAAGCCGAAUCCACCGCCGGUGAAGCUCCUCAUGACGCUUUGGUGGGCUGCAGCAAACUCUGAGAAGGGUGCGCUUGAGAAGGUGACCUUCGAAUUUAGUGACCCUAGCAGCAGUUUGGCACCUGCUAUGGUGCCAUUGAACGCCUGGGUGCAGCUGGGUGGUAGUCCAUCAAAAGCACCACCAUGUCCAGAAUUCAGCGACGCUAUUUAUGCCGAUAUUCAUGACGGUGAUAAGAAGGCCGUCGAGAUCAAAGACUCCAAAGUGAGAAUCACCUCGACCAAGAAGAGCCAGACAUGGGUUGUGAAAGCUGAUUUGAACGACUUCUGUGGUGCCAUGGUGAACUUCAAUGUACCAGGGAAGCCUUCGCCACCGCCAGUGCCUUUGUUUGCCCGUAUUUGGCGGCUCACCCGCCAAGGCUGCACAAAAAACUCGGUGGAAUUUACUGAUCCCAGCGGCAAGCUGGCUAAGCCUGGCUUUCCAUUGGGCUCCUGGCUUCAAUUGAAUGCUUCACCGACUGCGUGA